AUGGAUCCAAAUGCAAUAAAGAUCCGACCCUCCACGUGGGUAGCGUAUGUGAACUAUGUUGUUGUGCAACCUCUUACUACCCACCACGUGUCCGGAAGUGCGGGAUUGGGUGAUGAUGGUUUCGUCACGGUUUUCUAUGGGCCUUGGAUUGUGGAGUGGGCCAUACCGCAGGAAAUGGUUGGAUUUGGCAGGAGUGGGCCCCUGGGCCCUAGGUCCAACUCUGCUAGACUUAGACCCGUCAGUGCAAGCAAAAGCAUCCUAUGCUAUGCUUUUAUUCUGAGCCAUCUAUUGCGUUUUGUACUUGGCAAUGCCAGUGGCUAUGGCUAUGGCUAUGGCUAUGGCAUUUGUUUUGUUAGUGAAAGAAUGAGAAAAGUUGAGACAUGGCGGCUUCACAACAUAACGAAUGGGCCACAGUGA
Sphenostylis stenocarpa is the source of this 417-nucleotide messenger RNA. Lineage: Eukaryota; Viridiplantae; Streptophyta; Magnoliopsida; Fabales; Fabaceae. The record is from the annotation of a GenBank genome assembly.